Molecule: messenger RNA, 375 nt
Organism: Entrophospora sp. SA101
Lineage: Eukaryota; Fungi; Glomeromycota; Glomeromycetes; Entrophosporales; Entrophosporaceae
Source: the annotation of a GenBank genome assembly
AUGGUAAACGACGAGGAAUUCUACAUUCGUUACUAUACUGGUCAUAAAGGUAGAUAUGGACAUGAAUUUUUAGAGUUUGAGUUUUGUGCUGAUGGAAGAUGUCGUUAUGCUAACCACUCAAAUUAUAGAAAUGACAGUUUAAUAAGAAAAGAGAUGUACGUUAGUCCUUUAAUGAUGAAAGAAUUGAAAGAAAUUAUCAAAGAAAAUGAUCAUCGAUGGCCUAAAAAGAAUGUUACUGCCAAGAUUGGAUCACUUGUUGACGUUCAAGAAAGUGAAGAUCCUGAAGGUUUAAGAAGUUUUUAUUAUUUAGUGCAAGAUCUUAAAUGUUUAGUAUUUUCUUUGAUCAGUUUACAUUUUAAGAUUAAGCCGAUUUAA